GGGCCUCCUGCCGUCAGAUUUCGUGGCGCAGAGUGUGCCGUGCCACGGGUCAACCAGAAGAGCAGGUCGCCGGAGGUGGAACUCGCGACCGGAAGGACGUGCAGGUCGCUUCCUGGUCGAAACGAUAAGCUCCAUUUGGUUCGUCUCUUCAGGAGUGAUGUCAAUGCGAGGAAGGAUCGGUCUUCGUAUCAUCUAACGAGAUGACCUUAACAGAUCAGACGGCGAAAGCCAAAGGACCGCCGCGAUGGCUGGACCCGGACCAGGUUCUUUCGGUUCAGGGACGAAUAGGCGAAGACGUCGUCUUUGAACCAAAAUUACGGUGGUCCGAUGUUUUCGACGAGCUACGAUUCGAAUUAAUUCGCGAAGAUGUACCAAUACCGUCCGAUAGAUACCGCGUACAAAUGAGAGGCAACGUGGUCCAAUUGACUCUGAAACAAUCGCAAAAGGACGACACCGGACAUUACGCUCUGGUGGCGACCAGGCUCGGUCAAGGAUUCGACAAAGGAUCCUCGAAGAGGAUUCAUCUGAGCGUCGAUGAGCCGAUUUCCGAAGAGGGUGACCCACCUGUUUUUCUACGAAGAUUGACCGAUCUUGCGGUCAAAGUUGGAACGAGGACCAGGUUUCUCGUAGAGAUUCGAAGUUCGACCACACCAAAGAUCACUUGGCACAGAAAUGCGGAGCCGGUACACGCGGGUUCGAGAUUUUCUUUCGUCCACGAGGGAAACUUCUACUGCGUCGAUGUGGCUCCUGUCACCGUCGAGGACGAAGGACAAUGGACGUGUAUGGCGGAAAAUCCGAGUGGAAGAUCAUCUUGUACAUCUCGUCUGACCGUAAUUGUCCCGAAAGCAUACAAAAGGCCAGAAUUCGUCGAGGAGCUUCGUGCUCUGUUAACAGAAACCGGAACAGUAUCGUUAGAAUGUAAAGUGGUCGGUGUACCUACUCCGGUAUUAAGAUGGUUUAAAGACGACAAAGAAAUCAAGGCUGGCGAUGUGUUUGCUUUAACUGCCAACCCUGAUGACCCAACCUCCCUUGGCAUUUACACUUGCGAGGCGGUGAACUGCAUGGGAAUCUCUUACUCCUCUUCGAAAGUACACGUAGUUGGAAAGGGUAGCAGAGAAGGUUCUCUGAAACCAGCGGAUUCUAUGACACCCUCCGGUCCUCUUCCUGUUUUUACACGAAUUCUACAGGACGAAUGUUGCAGAAUUGGAGAUACUCUUCGUCUUUCUUGUCAAGUCCAAGUGCCACCAUGGCCAAAAACGAUUACAUGGUACAACAAGGAGGGGCGAAUCGAAGCCACCGAAAAAUACCACGUGAUGGAGGAUGGACUGGGUGGAUAUUCUAUAGAGAUAAACCCCGUAGAAGCCAUGGACGAAGGCGAAUGGAAAUGUGUCGCCAGCAGUGCGGAGGAUAUGAAACAAUUCACAACUUGCUAUGUUGCAAUGUCCAUUCCAAAGAACUACAGGAAGCCACGCUUCAUGGAGAGCUUGAAGGCUGUUCUGACGGAAGAAGGUUUGGUAUCCUUCGAAUGCAAGGUCGUAGGAUUUCCUACACCUUUGCUGAGGUGGUUCAAAGAUGGCCAGGAAUUAAAACCAGGAGACGUUUAUCAGUUAACUGGGACCAACUCCUUAGGAUCUUAUUGCUGUAUCGCGAGAAAUUGUAUGGGCGAAGCAAAAAGCACAGCCGAAUUAACCAUCGAAGAUAUUCAGAAUCAGUUGAACGAAGAAGAACGUAUGCAACUUUUGAGUACAAAUCAACCACCCUCCUUCAUCAAAGGACUGAGGAGCUGUGAGGCAAGAAUCAACGAAGAGUUUCAAUUUACCGUACAAGUCAGUAUUUCCCCUGUGCCAAGUCUCGCUUGGUACAGGGACGACGUGCCAGUCGAGGAGAAUGAAAAAUAUCAGAUCGCCAAGGAGAAUCUUGGCACGUGCCAUCUCGACGUAAGAAAGCUCGAAUUUGUCGACCAAGCAGAGUGGAAAUGCGUGGCUUCCAAUGAUUUUGGUCACAGCGUCACUUCCUGCUUCUUGAAACUAAUCAUUCCCAAGCACUACAAGAAACCGAAAUUCCUCGAGAGUUUGCAGGCCAUAUUGUCCGAUGAGGGUGCAGUGAACUUAGAGUGCAAAGUGAUAGGUGUCCCGCAACCGAUUCUCAAGUGGUACAAAGAUGGGGUGGAAUUAAAACCAGGGGACAUUCAUAGAAUCAUCUCUGGACAGGAUGGCACCUGCUGCCUGGGGACUUACACCUGUGAGGCUACCAACUGUAUGGGAACCGUCAGUAGUUCCGCGUCUCUUUUAGGUUUCGAAGAUAAAUUUCCGGUUCGAAAAGAGGCUAAAGAGGUCCAGUCACCGAAUGGCCACGAACUCGCCAGGAACUUGUCCCUCUCGACGAUACACGAAGAAAGAACGUCUCAAUUAUACGACACCCCGCAAACUGAUCAUUCCGUCACGUUAGACGAUCGAGGAGAAGUGUCCUUCAGCUUCGAUGGCAAAGAAGUUUCCGUCAGCCUGUACGAAACACCCGAUCUUACGGAAGAAGAGGCUCUUCAAAUUGUUGAAAUGUAUGCUGAUCAGUUGUCUGAACACGUAACAGAACACAACGUGAUCGAGCUGCCACCAAUGAGAUUCGUUAAGGAGUCGUCAAAUUCUGGAAACUUAUUGAUGGAGGCUGUGGUGAUCGACGUCUCCCCGGAUUACUUCGUCAGCGCUGAAGAUGGCGACGACCUUCGAACCGAGGCUGACUUCGAGGACGCUUCCAUCCUGGACGACGUGACUCGUGUAUUUUCCUCUCCCGAACGCGAUUCCCGUGGUUCCUUGAAGAGAUCGGCCAUGUAUAGUUUAGAGGAUGACGACAAGCCACCUUCGAGGCCGCCGAGAAAGAAGUCCACUUCUUCGUCGAAAAGCGAGAAAAGCGAGAAGAGUCAAAAAAUGGAGUCGGAAAGUUUUCACAGCGCUCAGAAGGACGAACCCUUCUCUCCCGUUUCUCCGAUGUCUCCGGUGUCCUCGUUGAAACAGGACGACAGCGACACGUUUGCCGAUGCCUUGUCUUCUGCAAGGUUAUCCAUCUCUGAGAAUCAAGUUCAGAAACUGUACGAAGGUGGCCGCGACCGAAAACGCAGUCUGAGCGCGGAUAAAACAGCCGGUUCCAGCAUCGACGAUGGAAUAGGUGGCGAUUCCUCUUUCGACUCUGUCACUGGUGUCCCGAAGAAGAAGAAACACAGGAAGAAAAAGCACAAGAAGGAGAAAGGUAGCUCUGAAGAAUCUUCCAUUGGCAGUGAGAUAGAUGGGAAAAGACGAAGAAGUAGAUCCGCGAGCAAAUCCGACCUGCAUCAGCGUAUAGAGUCUAUCAACAAAACUGAAGAACCGUACGUUGAAGACGUUCCAGAUAAAUCCAGCGAGAGGAAACCAUCCAGCGAUUCUGACAAGUCUCUGUCGAAAAGUAACAAAGAAAGACUGCUGGAUAACAUGAGGAAGAUGAAGGAUCCUGUUCUAGUGGUACGAGACACCUUGGUGAACAUAGACCAACUGGACGCUAAAUUGAACUCCGAGAGCGAAGAAGAUUGCAAGGUUAUCGUCACGGAGAAUAUAAUUAAACCUAUUCAAAAUUUAUGCGAAGAAGUGUCCUCCGUAGAAGCUAAGGCUUUGAAGAGUGCUGGAGACAGGUCGUUGACCCAAAAUGUUCGAAUCUCUUUGCUGGAAGCGAUUGGAGGUCCAACCGAGGAGCUUCUUCGAGGAAUGGAAUUAAUAGGUCGUCAAGAGAACGUGAAGAAUCGCAAGACAGACGUGAUAGCCAUACUAGAGAGUCUGACAGACCCUGUGGAUGAGAUUCUCAUGGGAAUCACCAAGAUUGAACACGAACUGACUGGUAGAGCCAAAGGUGAAAAACCUAUAGCACUGAUCAGGAUGACCUCGGCUGUGUCCAAGCUCGACGAGAACAUCAGGAAGGUCCCGACAGUGGAUAAGAGGGCUACGAGACUAGUUUCCAGUUUGGAGGAUAUCCUCAGCACCUUGGACUUCUUCUUGAACGACGUCUCCGUAGACCCAUCCAAGGGAACCAUAGAAACUGUGGACACAGUGGUGGUUGAGUCAUUGUCCAAGUCUGUGGAAGACGUCGCCCGAGCUCUGGGUGGUUUCUCAUCGAACGUAGAAGUCUCCAAGGUCAUAGACGAGCUUCUGACUCCGACACGCGAGUUGAAGGCCAAACUGGACACCCUGAAGUCAGCCUUGGAGAUCUACGAAACCAAAGGCAUCUUGUCGGAGCACAGAACCAAACUGAUCGAGUCUCUUCAGGAAUCUGUGGGUCAAAGUAUACAGGAGAUCCAGAAGGUGAAAGAAAAGAGUACUACCGAAGAACAGAAGACACCAGCCGACCAAGCGAAACAGGACAUCUUGAAGGAAGUGAGGCUGACUCUUCACGAGGCGUUGAAGUCUUACGAGAACAUCGCUGGUACUCUUGAUCCACGACUCUCCACGGUGUUCGAUCGAGUGGAUGAGAUGUUCCGAAGACUAAGGACACCCCAGAAGAGGGACAGCGGCAUCGAGACCCUGAUGAACCUGGAGGGUCCUCUCUAUUCUCUGCAGUGUGCUCUGAACUCGAUGGCGAUAGUGGAGAACUCUGAGAUGGUCUUCAAGCUCCUCGAACCAGCCAUCUUUCAGCUGAAAUUAACUAUAACGAGUCUGGAGGAAAGUUCCUUGAAACCUGUAAUGGAGAUGUUGCAGAGUAUCGAGAAGACUGUCAGUGGAACAGCGAACGAAUACGAAGAGACGGUUUCUUCGAGAUCUGUUCAAGACGAGCCUCAAACUCUGACGGAUAGGAUCUUGGAUCCUCUGAUCGACGUCCAAUCUGCUCUCAGCGCAGCUCUUCAGACUAUAGAAGAUGUUGAUUCCGUUAAAAAUGGAGCAACUAGUCCUCAGAAAAUAUUGGCUUCUUCAGAAAUAGCUGCUUGUCUGAUAGAGCUGAGGCAGUGCGUGUCUGACACUGCUCACACAGCGAUGACCCUGAGAGAAGACGAAACCCUGAACAGUCUGAUCGAUUUAAAAGAGCCUCUACUGGAUCUACAACUUGCUCUUACCUCUGAAGACAGAAGCUUCCAGGAACUGCCGGUGAUACGAAAAGCGUCCGUGCCUCUGGAGAAACUGAAGGUUGUGGUAUCUACGGUGCUGCGCCAUUGCGAUUCUCAGGAAAGCAUCAAAGCUGUAAGCGAAGUCUCGAAAAUGUUGGAAGAAAUUGAAAAGCAGCUGCCGAAAACCGUGACGCGAUUGAUCGAUGCUGAAGAGGCGAAGAGGCAUUACCUGGAGGGUAUGAAUAUCGAUGAGAACCUCAGCAACGUUCAUUUUGCUUUGUCUUCAGUUUUGGAGAGGCAGGAGAAGAACUAUCCUGGUCGUGUAUCGAGUUUUGCCAACUGUAUCGAAGAACUGAGACAGAAUCUUGGUUCCUCAGCUGUGGCCAUCGCGAACCUGAAAAAUCCAUUUGAUGAAGAGAUCGUAGAACAAGUUUAUCGAUUAAAGGAAACCUUGCUAAACCUGCAGAGAUCACUGUUGACUCAGGAACACGAUGUAGAAGAGGAGCAGAUAUUGAAAGACCUGAUAAGUCCGAUUGAGAAGCUGAAGAAUAUCGUUCAGAGCAUCGUGGACAGCGAUGCCAAGUCGGACGCGGUUCUUCCAGUUCUGGAGCUCCUGGAAGAAAUAGAGAAAGACACGCCUCUGAUCGCUAAAGAAGUCUCGAAGAAGAUGGCUCAGAAAGAGGCUGAGAAAUUGAUUCCAAAAAAGAAAAAGCAAAAGACACCUACCUUUGAGCUGGCUGAUAAAAUCAGCCGAUCCUUGGAUCCUAUGAAGCACUGGCUGUCCACCACCUCUGAAGAAAGCAUCAAGGAAGAUGAAGAAUCCGGUUUAAGCUCGACUGUGAGCGAAUUGAAGAGAGACGUAACCAAGAUCGCCAUAGAAACAUCUUAUUCUGAACCACCCACUGAUGAAAGUUUAAUAGAAGCUUUAAUUGAUCUUCAGGAACCAUUGAUGAGGCUUCGAAACGCCAUAUCGAUGUACCAUGAGCCUGCAGACUUAAACACCUUGGAAGGUCUAGGUCGACCCAUGAAGUAUCUCCUUCAGACCAUUAUGGACGUUCUCAGAGAUCACGCCGAAGAAGAAGCUCUUCGUCCGAUCGUGGACAUUGUUGAAGAGAUUGAGAAUCAGAUACCCAUUUCCAUCAAGGAGGCUCUUUAUAAGAAGGAGUUGAUGGAGGUGGUGAAGUCGAUGACUCGUGAAGAGACAGGUGCCACCACGUCUCAGGAAACCAUUCAGGAAGAGAUUGUUCCUCAGGAACUUCCUCAAGAAGUCCAAGUGCAUACUUCUCAGGAAACCACUGCUGAGGGUACCCUGGAAAGCAGCACUGUACUUCCCGAAGCACAGUUCUCAGAAUCUGUCAUCGAACAGACUACUAUCGAAGAAAUCAGCUCUCAGAAAAGUGAUCAGGUAAUUACGAUGAUCGAAGAGGUACCAAAGCAGAAGGUGGCUGUUGACGAAGCAACGAAGAAAGGAGAAGAAGAAGCGAUUCAGUUGGUACUUUCUCUGUCCAAAACUCUAGAAAACGUUCAGAUGGAUGUCAUGGGUAUCCUUGAAGACUUUGAACAGCCUACAACUGGUACCACCACCCUGCCGAUAUCCUAUUUGGCAAAUUCUUUGGAAGAACUGAGGAAGACCAUUUUCAUCGUAGGAGCAAAGACUGGAGAUUACGCUAAAUCGGUUCAUUCUUACGAAGAAACUGUGGAAGAAACGAUUUCCAUGCUGAAGAGCCUUCAGCAGCCUCUGAAUAAUCUACAGGAAGUUCUUCGUGAAUCUCAUCAACAUGGGGCCAGAGAACUUCUUAUUCUGAAUCAUCUGAUUCAACCUUUGAACGCCAUCGAAGAAGAAAUAAUCAAUCGUUCGAUAGAGAAGCUGAAUCACGAUUCCAAAUUGAUAGAAAAUUGCCAGCCAGUUCUUCAUCUCCUCAAUGACAUCAAACAGAGUAUUCCAGUGGUGGUGAAAGAUAUUUAUUCGAGACAAGAGCUACUGGAAUCUCUUCGAGGGAUCUUAAAGCCUCUGAAGAAUAUCGAGGAACGAAUGAAGAUCUUAGAAAAUGAAACAGAAGGCACUCUCGAGAGGGACGUGGCAAAGAUCCUGGUGAAUCCUUUGGAAUAUUUAUUGGAAGCCAUCAGUGUCACCUCCAGGGAACUCCAGUUCCUCGAUCAACGAAGGGAGAUCGUCAUUGAAAUUCGAAACCUCGUCGAACCACUGGUAGAAUUCUUGAGUUGCUUAUCGGUGGUGCAGAGCAGUCGCAAAAGUCUGGUUCCUGAAGCAGCUUUGCUAGAUGAAAGGCGAAACGUGAUUCUAAAGGCUGUCGAAGAUCUUCAGCGUCAAACUACCACUAUCUUAGAGAGAAUUCCGAAUCUGGAAGGAGCAUCGCUGUUCGAGAGACCACUGAUUUCCUUGAAGAACGCCACUGCCUCUGUUCAGAAACAGAUUGGUAAAACUGAUUACUCCAGAAGACUCAGCAGCGUUGAUUUCAGUCUUCAGUAUAAUUUAGCGUGCUCUUUCGAUCAACUGAAAAGCACCAUAUCAACCGUGGAAGAGAAUGCUGAUGAAUCCGUUCGGCAAGUGAUUUCCAAGUCCCUGGAAGCUCUUCAGAAGCAGAUAACUCUGUCGCAGACGCAUUUCAUUCAGACUAGUGAACAGCCUGUUGACGAAGAAGCUGUUGUCGAAGGGUUCUUAUAUCCCACCAAUCAGCUUCAGUCAGCUUUGAACGUGCUGAAGGAACAAAUUGAUCAGAAAGCGAUAGCGUCAGUGUCGAUUGAGUCGGUCAGGCUUCUUCAGGCUCUGGCGAAUUCUACGUCGGAUUUGGCUUCUUCUUUGUCCAUGCAUCGAGUGCAAUUGAUUCGCAACGGUGCAUCCGAAGGAUCGUCUUUGGUAGAGACCUUGUCUGCUGUGGUGGAUGUUCUUCAGAGCGUGAAGGAUUCUAUAAAGGCAAUCGAAAAGGUGGUCAUUGAGAAAGAGGGUGCUGGCAAGGUGCAGGAAGUUGAAGGUCGAAGUGUUUCUAUGGAUAUGCCGAUGGAUAUGCCGAUUACCAUCACACAGAUCGAAACUAUCGUUGAUGAGGUCAUUGAAAUUUCGAAGGAAGAGAUUGAAAGUGUGCUGACGAUUGAGAAAUUGUCUACGGAUAGAGAUCAACAGAGAACAGAAGAGGUAAAGUCUGAAGAGACUGGUGAUAAAAUGAAGGCUAUUACGAUGGAAGAUGAAAGUGCGAAAAAAGAAGACGAUACGAAAGAUAAAAGUGUAGAGAUGAUGGAUAGAAAGAAAGAAGAAAUGGUAGAGUCAGUUGAGAAAAUAGAAAUUUCUUCUGAGAAGAUAGAGGAUAAGAAAGAAAAAUUAGAGGAAGUGAAAGAAGUGGAAAUAGUAACUGAGAAAGUGGAGGAAUUGGCAAAGAAACAAACAGAUGAGGAAGCAAAAAUAUCUGAAAAGGUGGAACAAUUAGGAGAGCAGGAAGAGAAAACGAAAGAAGUGGAAAUUUCAGUGGAGAAGGUGGACGAAUUAACGAAGAAAGAGGCAGAUCAGGUAAUAAAAAUAUCUGAAGUGGCAGAAAAAUCAGAGGUAAAGGAAGAAAAAAUGGAAGCUCAGGUGAAAGAAGUGGAAACUGAAAAGAUGGAAUUAACAAAAAAAGAAACAGAUGAAAAGGCACAGCAAUUAGAGAAACAGAAUGAAACUAUGGAAAAGCAAAUAAAGAAAGAAGAAAAAAAAGUGAAAGUUUCAACUGAAGAGAUGGUGGAAUUAUCAACAAAAGAAACAGAGAGCAAAGUAGAAAAAUUAGAAGAAAAGAAAAAACAAAUAGAAGAAGAGCAAAAAGUGGAAAUAUUAUCUGAGAAGGUUGAUGAACUGACACAGAAGAAAACAGAUGAAAAAGUAGAAAAAUUGGAGGAGAAAGUAGAGGAGCAAGUGAAAGAAACAGAAAAAGGUGAAGCCACAGCUACGAAGGUGGAAGAAUUGGUAACCAAAGAAGCUGAUGAGAAAACAAAGAAAUUAGAAGAAGAAGUAAAAAUGUCAUUUGAAAAGCAAGAAGUGUCUGUAAAAGAAGAUGAGAAAGUAGAAGAAAAGGAAGAAGAUACUAUAAAAAUACUAUCUGAAAAAACAGAGGAGCUUGCAGUAAAAGAGGAAAGCGUUCAAGCAUUAUCAGAAGAAGGUGAAAAAUUAGCAAAAGCAGAAGAAAAGAUAGAGGUAUCACCUGAAGGAACUGAAAAAGCACUAAUAAAAGAAGAGAAAACAGAAGUCCUAAUAGGAAAAGCAGAAGAAGCAAUUAAACCAGAAAAAAGUGAAGUAAGUUCAACUGAAAAAUCAGAAAAGCUAUUGCAGAAAGAAGAAACAGUAGAAACAUUAAUUGAAAAGAAAGAGGAAAUAGGAGAAACUAGUAAAACAGAAAAACAUAAAGCAGAAUUAACUAAAGAAGUUGUAGAAGCAGAAAAAAAAGAAGAAAAAAUUAAAGGCACAGAAAAACUUGAAGAAUCGAGCAAUCAAGAAGCAACAGUAGGAACGAGUGAAAAACCAGAAAAAUUAACAAAGAUAGAAGAAAAAGUAGGAGAAGCAGAAAAAAAUGAAAAAAUGCUAGAAAAAUCUGAAGAAGCAACGUCAUCUCAAUCAACGCAAAAAUCAGAAGAAGCCAUAAAAAAGGAAGAAACACAAGCUUUGCCUUCCAAAGUAGAAGAAUUAAUUAAGAAGGAAGAAGUCACACAAACUUCAUCUUCCAAAGCCGAAGAAUCAACGAAGGAAGAAGGUAAAACGGUAGAAAUACAAAGAACAACUAAUUCCAUUAUCACCGUGCAACAACCACUCAAAGAAUUAACAAACCUCGUGUCGUCAGCAUUAGAAGAGCCCCUUUCAUCAAAAUCCGAAGAAGAAAAACGAAAGAUUCGAGAACUAACCGCAUUGAUUCAAAUCCUCUACGACUUAAGAGCCACCGUUUCAUCGAUUCAAAAUUCAGCAUCGCCUUCCUCGAUUCCAGAACUUGAAGAACACCUCCUGCACCUAUUAAACUCCUUAAGAACCCUGGAUCGAUCCACAGAAAAAAUUCUGCGUAUAACUGAAAAAGAAUUAACACCGGCAUUGAAAGAAAACGUGAUGGUGUCUUUGCAAUUACUCCUAGAACCUCUAGAUGUUCUUCAUCGUGAAUUUUCUUCUCUUCAGGAAACAGCAGUGCAGUCUUCAGCGUACGUAUCGCUGUCGAUAAACGUUCGAAACGUGACAGAAACGAUUGCUCAGCUGAUGGAAGCGAUACGUAACACAGCAGAAUUGAAAAGAGUGAAGAUAGUUGAAGAGAUUCGAGUGCUGGCUGCGAUGAAGAAAGAAGAAAGCCAAGACAUUGAAGAAACCACCGCGAAACCACUCGAAGAGCUGAUCGAAGCCAUCAUGGUGUCCCAAGAGCACAUGAAACCUGAUGCCUCUCCUUUUGGAUCCGUUUCUCCUACGGUGGAACCAGCCGAAUCGCUUGAACAACAGAAACUUGAAGAAGAAAUGAUGCUGGAAGCAAACCUGGUAGAGAAGAUAGUGAGCCCAGUAAAAAAUCUACGAGAGUUAGUUGCAAAAAUAGAGAAGCAGGAACUUGAGGAGACUGAAACCUUGGAUCUACCUGCCAAACAAACUACUAGUAUAUUGAACACUAUUCUUCAUCCUCUGGAAGAGCUGGAGAGAUCGUUGAACAUCUCUUCGGUACAGCAAAUUGUACAAACUGAAGAAAAUGUUAAAGAAACAAAGCAAAUCGUCCAGUCCUCUCAGUCUGUACCUGUUGGAACGGUAUUAGAGGAGCUGAAGAGAUCCAUUGCUAGGAUUCAAGAAGAAGUAACCUUGGAAUCUGUUAAAGAAGCAUCGAGAACAGAAAGUGGAGUGUUAUUCAUAAAAGAAGUUGAACAAUCAUUGGAAAACUUGAAAUUCUCACUGGCUACCGUACAGAAAGUCGUAGCCACUGAUACCGAAAGCGCUGAAGAGUUAACCACCCAGCAGAGAACGAUGGCUGUGGAAACCUUCGUGAAAUCGGUGACAGAUUUGGGCGAAAAGUGUCUGGCAAUCGUCAGCAGACCUAAAACUAAAGUGGACACUGCUGAAGGACUCCAGAAGGAACAACUUGAAGAAGUACUGGAGAUGAUGGUGCAACCUAUUCAAGUACUACGCGAAAGUACAUCUGAGAUCGAAACGCAGAGAGCUGAAGAGAUCCAACAUAUGGAUCAAACAGAGAAAAACGUGAUCGAGGCUCUGAAGCCUCUGGUGCAUCCUCUGGAACAACUGGAGCAAUUAUUAUGCACAGCUGUUCAUCAGGACAGUUCGAUAAAAACGGAAACCGUUGAAGAGAUGAAAGAAACUGGUUCGUCUGUAGAGAAACUGAAACUGACCCCAGUUUUGGAAGACCUGCAGAAGUCCAUUGCGGUAGUUGAACAGCAGAUGGCUCUUCAAGCAAAGGAAGUUGAUACUUCGAGGGUUACAGUUGAAUCAUCCGUAGCUGAGCUGAUUGAAAGUCCAUUGAAGAACUUGAAAUCCACCAUGGCGGCUAUACAGAAUCUCGAGACGGAAGAAACCAAAGAAAUGACCAGUGAGGAAAGGACAACAGCCCUAAAGGCGUUUGCCAGGUGCCUUGAAGAGAUUGGACAGGUCUGUUCCAUAGCUUCUAGCCAGCAGAAGAUGGAGACUACUCUUCUGCAGCAGCCUCAGGUAGCUAAAUUAGAGUUUGAACAACAAGUUCUCGAAGCCAUAUCAGGUCCCAUUCAAGUAUUACGGGAAACUGUGUCUAAGAUCGAUGAAGAAACCCAAGAAGCUGAAGCUCUGCUGGUAUCUGAGACCAAAGAAGCAGCUAACGUGUUGCAUACUUUGGUCCAACCUUUGGAACAACUUGAAAAAUGCUUAUCCGUGGCUGUCGAGCAGACUAGCAUCGCUGGGGAAGAAUCUGCAAAGGAAAUGAAAGAUCUCCAGGCUUCUAUGAAACUGAACGUGGAACCUGUUCUUCAAGAACUACAGAAGUCGAUUGCGACGAUUCAGGAACAGGUAUCCUUUGAAACGGGAGUAGAAAAAUCAGCUGAUAAAUUGGAAACUUCGGUAGCCAAAGCUAUAGAAGAGCCAUUAGAAAAAUUGAAGGCUUCCGUAGCAGCUGUUGAAGAGAUAGUAUGCCAAACCGAGCAAACUGGAGAUCUAUCUGAAUCAGAAAAGAGCUCGAUUCUAAAAUCCUUUGCUAAAUCUGUUGAAGAGAUCAGUCAGCAUUGUGUGGCAAUGAUUUCUCAAAAAGCAGUUCCAAAAACGUUAGAAAAAUCGCAGGUAGCCAUACUUGAAGAAGCCAUCAGUCCUCUGAAAGCUUUGAGAGAGGCCAUCGACAAGAUUGAAGAAGAAAAUCUUCAGGAAGCUGAAAAGCUUGACACUUUGGAAACUAAAGAAUUAGAAAAAUCCUUGAAGAUUCUUGUUGAACCGCUACAAAAACUGGAAACUUCAUUAUUAUCAACAGUUGAACAGGCAGUAUUGACACAACUUGAAGAAACUGAAGAAAUGAAGGAUAGUGUUCCAUCCGCAGAGAAACUGGAUAUUUCUCCUGUUGUUGAGGAGCUUCAGAAGUGUGUAGCUACAGUUCAGGAGCAAGUGAAGUUACAGACAGCGACAGCAAGCCCUGAAGAGAAGGCUGUCCUGGUACAAGCUGCAGAAAAGUCGUUGGAAGAAUUGAGUUCUUCGUUGACUGUCAUUCAAAGCAUAGUUGCCACUGUAUCCAACGAAGAAGAGAAAGUUUCAGACAUAGAUAAAAUGUCAGCCGUUCAACAGUUUGCCAAAUCUGUCCAUGAACUUGAAGAGAAGUGCCUGGUCAGUCAAGAACAAGCAGAAGUGAAAGAAACAGCGAAGGAAAUUGAAGGAAUCGAUGCUAGAGCAAUGGAAACCAUCGUUGCUCCUGUUCACGCGUUACGCGAGACUAUCCUGAAGAUCCAAGAAGAAAAUCUGGAAGAAGUAGGAACUCUAGGAACUGAAGAGAUGAAGUUACAAGUACUGAGUCCUCUUGUACACCCUCUCGAAGAAUUAGAAAGAUGUCUGAUCACCGCUGUUCAGCAGGAAACUGGUCAGAAGCUCGAAACUACAGAAGAAAUAAAAAAAGAGUCUCUAGAAAAAAUGGUUCUGAAACCAAUUCUUGAAGAGUUAAAACAGAACAUCGUUAUUGUUCAAAAACAGCUUGCUAUGGAACCUGAAUCGAGUUUCAAACUAGAAGAUGUGAAGAAUAUAACUGAAGCAAUCGAAGAAUUGUAUACUUCAGCUACAGCUGUUCAGCAGGUGGUCGCGAUUUCCUCUGAAGAAGCUGAAGAAAUGAAGUCUUCUAAGACUUCUGCUUUGGAAUCCUUCGCGAAAUCAAUGGAACAGUUGGAAGAAAGGUGUCUAGCAGUAAUUAAUCAGCAAAAAGUAGAGAAAAUUGAAAAACCUGAGAAACAACAAGGAAAAUUAGUAGACGCACAGGUUCUUCAGAAAAUCACUGAUACGAUACACGUUUUGCGGGAAUCUCUGUCUCAAAUUGAAGAAGAGAAACUACAGGAAGCUAAAGAACUGAAAAUAACGAAAGAAGAAGAAGAAGCUGGAUUAAAAUUGAACGUUCUGAUUGAGCCUCUAAAUGUAUUAGAAAAAGCUUUAAUGACAGCCGUGGAAGAAGGUAAAAUUGUGACUGAAGAAACCACGCAGGAGUUGAAGAAAACGGAAAUAGCAGUGGAAAAAUUGAAUCUCCAGCCUGUUCUCGAAGAAUUACAGAAAUCAAUCGCUGUUGUUCAACAAGGAACGAGUGAAACUGCAGCUUCCGUUGAAGAAUCUGAUCUGAUGAAGAUGGCUGAGAAGUCUCUUGAAGAAAUGAAGUUAUCCAUGGCGGCUGUUCAAGAACUGGUAUCUCAUCAAGAUCAAGCCCAAGAGAUCAAAGCUGAAGAGAAAUUAGAAGCUUUUGCAAAAUCCAUGGAGGAGGCUGGAGAGAAUCUUCUGGCUGUAGCCAAACAACAAGAACUGAAGAAAGCUGCUUUACGCAUUGAAGAACCCUCAGCCUUGAAAGUAUCUGAAGACUUCGUGAAGACUGUGGUGACACCCAUCGCUGAACUACAUACCACCAUCGUAAAAAUUGAUAAAGAAACUGAACUGUCAAAGGAGAAGGAAAAAGAAGAAGCAGUGAUAUUCCUGAGCAUGGUUCAACCAUUAAAAAAAUUAGAAGAAUCAUUUUUGUCAGCUGUGCAGGAAGAAAUGAAACAGGAAGCUGCUGAAGAAAUUCGUCCAGCAAUUCCAGUUCUACAGAAGCUGCCUAUUCAGUCUACCCUGAAGGAGUUGAACAAAAACGUGGCAGAGAUUCAAGAACAAUUGGUCCUUGCCAAAGAAACCUUGACUCGUACAGGAAGCACCGAGGAUGUAGCUGUGAUAAAAACUCUGGAACGUUCGUUGAGUAAUUUGAGAACCUCUUCGGCAAUAGUUCAGCAACUGGCAGCCAUUGAAGAACCUGGACAGCAAAUCCUGGAUGUGGAGAACGUGUCCGCUUUGCAGGCUUUCGCGAAAGCUGUUGAAGAGUUCAAAAAGAGCUGUGCAGCUAUCAUUUCAAGGCCUGCUGUGAUGUCCAGUAUCAUUGGAAAGGUACACCUUGAAGAAAUGACGAAGAAGGAAGCUUCUAGCACGGAAACCAUCCUCGUUCCUGUUAAAAUAUUGCAAGAAUCCAUCUGUACGAUCGAGGAACUGAAAUUACAAGAAACAGGAAUUCUGGACACAUCGGAGAUGAAGAAACCAACGACGGUGUUAAGCGAAUUGAUAGCUCCUCUUCAACAAUUGGAGCAAUCCUUCAUGGCCGCCAUUCAGGGAGAACACGUGAUGGAACAUGCUGCAGAGAGUUUUGAAGCUGAUAAAGCGUCCUUCGAGAAGACAACUCUGAAGCCCAUCCUCGAGGAGUUCCAAAAGUCAAUCGCUAUCGUUCAAGAGCACAUGGUUCUUGAAGAAGGCGCGCAGAGUUUAUCAGAAGCUGAAGAAGCCUCUCUGAAGAUGAUGGCGCAGACUGUGACGGACUUGAAGACCUCUGUUGCUGCCAUCCAACAGAUAACUGAAACAGUCCCAGAAAUGGCAAACGAAUUAUCUAAAGGUGAAAGUGUCGCCGCCUUUGAGACUUUCGCCAAGUCUCUUCACGACCUAGUGGAAAGAGUGGCGACCAUCGACCACCAACAAAUCAUCCUCGAACCUGCAGCAGACACCAUAUCAGAGGACGCUUCUUCCUUGAAGACAUGGGCGGAUAUUGUUGAAGACUCACCUGUUCAAGCUUUGGAGCCUAUGAUCGUGGACCAAGGUACCAUAGAAUCUCCAUCGGAAAUAGCCUUGUCUAUAUCUGAAGAAGAAGCUCAGGUUCUGAAGGGGUUGGCUAAGCCUCUGAGCGAACUGCGGGAAUGUCUGGCUGUGGUAGUUGAAGAACGAAAGUCGAUGGACGCGAACGAAGUGGCAUUCUCUAUGUCUGAAAGAGAGGAUCUCUCGUUGCUGAAGACAGUGGCACAGCCUUUAUUAGAGCUAAAAAACGCAGCCGUCUCUGUGAUUCUGGAACAAACUGCCGUCGAAUCAGCUGGAGAGAAAUCCUUUGAAGAAAAACCGGAAACCAACCUGAAUCCUCUGAUAGAAUCCCUUGAAGAACUCUGUCACUCUAUUGCGUUGAUCGAAGAUCAGAUGCUCGUUGAAUCAGCUGAAGACCGCACGAUUGAUGAAGUUUCCUUGCUGACAGCUUUAGCGGAGCCUCUGAUGACGUUGCAGAGAAGCGUUUGUGUCCUUGAAGAACGAGUGCUCUCGCCUGACGUGGAACCGUUGCCUGAAGAAUCCAAUUGGAUCAACGAGUGCUUGGCGGUUCCUCUUCAGGAAAUAGAAAAAUCCAUCGCCGAGAUUCGGGAAUGUUGCGUCGUAGAGCCUGAGGAACAGUCGAGGAUGGUCACACUGGACUGGUCGGUAGUUGAGAAACUGGUAGAACCUGUGGAAGUCAUAAGAUCGACCAUCAUCGGUAUGGAAGAUACUGUUGCUGAAGAAAUCAAAGAGUGUACAAUCAUGAAGAAUCUGGUACAGCCGUUGUCCGAGGUCCACGAGAGCUUCAUGCUGUUGAAGGAUAGAACAGACUUGACCGUUGCUGAAGAAGAAGCCAGUAUCGAUGCCAUAGUGGAUUCCUUAUCCAACCUUGAGAAGAGUAUAUCAUUUAUCGAAGAACAAACUGCUGAGAAAGUUGAAGACGUGUCGUCGAGUGCUAAGGAUGAUAGAAUGGUGAUUGGUAUUUUAACUGAGUCCUUGAUGCAGCUGAAGGAAUCUAUCAUGACUGUAGAAGAGUCUCCAACGGUGUACCUUGAGAAUCUGGAACAGCCUUUGAAGGAAUUGCAAUCAGCUUUGGAAAGUGUUUCAAAUAUUCGACGUGAAAAGGCAGGGAAAGAGAAGACGAAGAAAAUUGUUUCGUUGGAAGAAGCUACUAGGGUUUCGACAAGAUUGAAGAACUCGAUUAAAGAAAUAAAUGAUUCUAUUGAGUCUAUAGAUAAUAAGAUAGAGAGCUUCAAAGGAUUGUUGGGUAUCGAAGUUCAGAUUGAGAACGAGGCCUUGAAAUCCCUGGCCAAACCUUUCGAAGGACUUAAACGAGGAAUUGAAAAAAUAUUGGAGAAGGAAGAGGUUGAAGGAUCGACUGUGGAUUCUCUUCGAAAACUUCGAAAUGCAAUUGGGAUUAUCCGUCAACAAUCAGCUGACAAGCCCAUGACGGGACCAUUCCAUUUUGAAACAGUGGAUAUCGUUGGUAUGUUGAGACCACUAACGCCAUGUUUGCAUGAAUUGGAGACCUGCACUGAAAAGGUUGAAACAGCCUGGAAGGAAAAUUCAGCUGCCGAAGGGUUGGUUGAGCUUGAAACACCUAUUUCGAAUUUGAUGAACACGAUAAAUAUCCUUCGUGAGAAAUUGUUAGGGCUAGAUAUUGUGUGGGUGACCGAAGAAGAGAAGAAGAAAAAAGAGGCGAAGAAAAAGGAAGAGGAGGAGGCUGAGAAAUUAAAACAAGAGGAAGAAGAGCACAAGAAGAAAGAAGAAGCUGAGAGAUUGAAACAAGAGGAGGAAGAGCGCAAAAAGAAAGAGGAGGCUGAGAAAUUGAAACAAGAGGAGGAAGAGCGUAAGAAGAAAGAGGAAGCUGAGAGAUUGAAACAAGAGGAGGAAGAGCGCAAAAAGAAAGAGGAGGCUGAGAAAUUGAAACAAGAAGAGGAAGAGCGCAAAAAGAAAGAGGAGGCUGAGAGAUUGAAACAAGAAGAGGAAGAGCGCAAAAAGAAAGAAGAGGCUGAGAAAUUGAAGCAAGAAGCAGAAGAGCACCGGAAGAAAGAAGAAGCUGAGAGACUGAAGCAAGAGGAGGAGUGCAAAAAGAAAGAAGAAGCUGAGAAAUUAAAACAAGCUGAAGAGGAGCGUAUAAAAAGAGAGAAAGAUGAACGUAAGAAAACAGAAGAGGAAGAGAAACUAAGACAGGAAGAGGAGGCACGUAAGAAAAAAGAAGAGGAAGAGAAACUAAGACAGGAAGAGGAGGCACGUAAGAAAAAAGAAGAGGAAGAGAAACUAAGACAGGAAGAGGAGGCACGUAAGAAAAAAGAAGAGGAAGAGAAAAUAAAGCAAGAGGAAGAGACACGUAAAAUAAAAGAAAAAGAGGAGAAAUUAAGACAAGAAGAAGAAGAACGUAAGAAAAAAGAAGACGAAGAAAAACUUAGACAAGAGGAAGAGGCACGUAAAAGAAAAGAAGAAGAGAGACUGAAACUGGAAGAGGAACGCAAAAAGAAGGAAGAAGGGGAGAAAUUACAAUUAGAACAAGAGCACAAGAAAAAGGAAGAAGAAGAUAAAUUGAAACAAGCAGAAGAGGAACGUAAGAAAAAAGAGGAAGAGGAACGCCAGUGGAAAGAGAAAGAGGAAAAAUUAAAACAAGAAGAGGAAAGAUUAAAACAAGAGGAGGAAGCACGUAAAAAGAAGGAAGAACAAGAAAGAUUAAAACAAGAGGAGGAGGAACGUAAGAAAAUGGAAAAAGAAAAAUUGAAACAACAAGAAAUGGAACAAAAGAAAAAAGAGGAAGAAGAAAAGCUGGCUGAAAAAUUAAAACAAAAAGAAGAAAAAUUGAAACGCGAGGAGGAAGAGCGCAAAAAGAAAGAGGAGCAGGACAAAUUAAAGCAGCAAGAAGAGGAACGCAAGAAAAAAGAGGAGGAAGAAAGGCUAAAACUUGAAGAGCAAGAGCGUAAAAAAAGGGAAGAGGCUGAAAAAUUAAAACAGGAGGAAGAACUUAAGAAGAAACAAGAAGCUGAAAAAUUGAAGCAGGAAGAGGGACGCAAGAAGAAAGAAGAAGCUGAAAAAUUAAAACAGGAGGAAGAACUUAAGAAGAAACAAGAAGCUGAAAAAUUGAAGCAGGAAGAGGAACGCAAGAAGAAAGAAGAAGCUGAAAAAUUGAAGGCAGAGGAAGAACGUAAAAAGAAAGAAGAGGCUGAAAAUGAAAAACUUAAACAGGAAGAUGAACGCAGGAAGAAAGAAGAAACUGAAAAAUUGAAGGCAGAGGAAGAACGUAAAAAGAAAGAAGAGGCUGAAAAACUUAAGCAAGAAGAAGAACGCAAGAAGAAAGAAGAAGAUGAAAAAUUGAAAGCGGAAGAAGAACUCAAAAAGAAAGAAGAGGCUGAAAAAUUAAAACAGGAAGAGGAACGCAAGAAGAAAGAAGAAGUUAAAAAAUUGAAGGCAGAGGAACAACGUGAAAAGAAAGAAGAGGCUGAAAAACUUAAGCAGGAAGAAGAACGCAAGAAGAAAGAAGAAGCUGAAAAAUUGAAGGCAGAGGGAGAACGUGAAAAGAAAGAAGAGGCUGAAAAACUUAAGCAGGAAGAGGAACGCAAGAAGAAAGAAGAAGCUGAAAAAUUGAAGGCAGAGGAAGAACUUAAAAAGAAAGAAGAGGCUGUCAAACAAAAGGAAGACAAGAAACAUAAAAAGAAAGAAGCUGAAAAAUUAAAAGAAGCUGAACAAUUGAAGGAACAAGAAGAACGUAAAAAGCGAGAAGAAGCAGAGAAAUUAAAACAAGAACAGGAAAACCGCAAACUUGAGGAAGAAUCCAAGAAAAAGAAAGAGGAGCAGGAACGAAAGCAGAAAGAACAAGCAGAGAAGCUGAAACAAGAAGAAGCUGAAAUAUCAAAGAAAGCUGAAUCAGACACACUGAAAAAGAAAGAAGAAAAAUUAAAAAGAAAAAAGGAAGAACUAAAACAACAGCGGGAAGAAGAUGAACGAAAAGAAAAAGAAGAGGCUGAAAAACGAAAAAAGGAGCAAGAACAGAGGAAAAAGGAACGAGAAGAGCGUGCCAAGAAAGAAGAAGAGGAAAGACUUAAGCGUGAGGAAGAGGAACGCAAGCGAAAAGAAGAAAAAGCAAAGCAGAAAAAAGAGGAAGAAAACCGCAGAAAAGCAGAGGAAGCGGAAAGACUGAAGAAAGAACAAGAAAAAGAAGAACAAAGACGGGAAGAAGCUAAGCGUCGACGUGAAGAACAAGAAAAACAAAUCAGACAGGAAACUGAGAAGAUUCGAAAAGCGGAAGAAGAAAGAUUAAGAAAAGAAGACGAGACUCGUGAACGCAGAAGAAAGGAACGUGAUCUCCGAAGACAGGAAGAAGAAGAGAAACUUCAUAAAGAGGAGGAGGAAAGAACAAAAAGGGAGGAAGAACGCAGAAGAAGAAGAAGAGAGGCUGAAAGACAAUGGAGAGAGGAUGAAGAAGCGAUCAGAAGAAAAGAAACCGAACGUUUGGAACGCAGAAGAGCUGAAGAUCGUCAAAAUCGGGAGGAAAUGGAACGUUUGAAAAGGGAAGACGAAGAAAGGAGACGCAGAAGAGAUGAAGACAGGCAAACGAGACACGAAGAAACAGUGAAAGCUUUGAAAGAAGAACACGAUCGUUUAAGAAAAAGGCAAGAAGAAGAAACAUCCAGACUUCGAAAAAGAAGACAGGAACAGAUAAGAGACGAUAGCUGGUCUAGAAUGAGACAAAGCGAAUCAGAUCAAUUGUUGAAGAAAAUGACAGAUGAUUCUUUCAGACUUGGAACUAGUAAAACGUUUUCUUCGGACCUUGAUUUUCACAGAGAUAAAUCAUACAAAUACGAUUCUGGUUUUGAAUCUGCAUUGUCUAGUGCUUCGAGAUCGUACAGUUGGAGAGAUUCGUUGACUUCAUUAACUAGAAGAAGAGUUGAUGAUUUUAUUGAUUAUAAAUUAAGAGACACCUCGAUGGAUAGGUACUACUUUGAUACGGGUGGUUAUUAUCGAAGAAGAAGAAAGAGGGACGAUCGAAUUACUCGAGCUAGAUCAAUUAGUUUAUUAAAAUACGAUGACUAUUCGACCGGCGAUAGCGACACGACUAUCACACCUGCCAGUCCUAUAUUGUCUAGGUAUAGCAGAACGAAAACGAGAAGUCGAAAUGAUCUUGAUGAUCGAGGAUCGAACUUAUCGCUCUAUCUACCUCCAAUUAAAGACGAGAUUACACCACGUGAAAAAGGAAAGAAACCAUCGUUCUGCACAAGAUUAACAAAUAGAACCGUAGGGGUUGGUAUGAGGACAAGAUUAACAUGCACCGUGUUGGGUCACCCGGAACCACGAGUUUAUUGGACGAAGGAUGGCGAGAAGCUCGAAACGAUUUCGAACAAAUAUCGAAUUCGAUUCGAUAAUGGUAUGGCUUAUUUCGAAUUGCAUGAAGCGCUCCCCGAAGAUUCCGGACUGUAUACAUGUGUUGCCGAAAAUAUUCAUGGAAUCGCGAGCACCGAAUCCGCGUUAAAAGUUUACCCUGAUUUCCAACCAGCAUUGUCACCCCCUACCUUCACCAGGUCCAUUAAAGACACUUAUCGACCUUCUGACAAUGAAUUGAUCCUGGAAUGUCGAGUACGUGGCCAUCCUAUUCCAUUGAUCUCCUGGUUGAAAGACGGCUGCAUUUUGCAAGGUGAUCGUUAUAAACAAUGCUAUUUAGACGAUGAUAUCUAUCGAUUGGAAAUCGCUGCACCGAAUUCGAAGGACAAUGGACGAUACACCUGCAGAGCGAUGAACGACCUGCGAACCGAGGAAAUAUCCCACGUGGUUCAAUUUAACGAACGAGAUCGACGAGUUGCGAGCAAACACGAGAAACUUUACGACGACCACUUCAGCAUCGAAGCUUUCAGGAGGCCUCGUUUCUCUAAUUACUUGACCGAUUACAGUGUUCCAACUGGUGGCACAGUUGCUUUGCAAGUCGAAGUCAAAGGAGUACCGGCACCGGAAGUAAGAUGGUUCUGUGGCGAGAAAAAGGAACCCGUCUCGAUUCCAAAGGCGAAGACAUUCACGGAAUCGGGUGUGCAUACUUUAGUCCUACCGGAAGUGACUGAAUCCGAGAGGGGCACGUACAUGUGCAGAGCAAUUAACGCUUACGGUCAUGUGGAUAGUAUCGCCAUCGUGGAUGUGAUAUCACCGAGUGGCAGUGAUAGUGGAAAACCUGCCAUGUUCGUAUCGAGACCCGUGGAUAAAUCCAUCACAGUCACCUCUGGAGAGGAUGUCAGUGUGUCGUUCAGAUUUUCUGGAGUGCCAAAACCAAAAAUCAUCUGGAUGAAAGGGUUAAAGGACAUCACAGAUGGUCCUCGAUCUCACAAGGAAGUAAUCGAUGACUAUGUGAGAUUAACCUUGAAGAGGGUGGUUCCUUCUGACGAGGGUACCUAUUGCAUACUUCUGAAGAAUAGAUACGGUUGCGACAGAAGUUUCUUCUCCCUCAAGGUGAAACAACGUGCGAGAUCGUUAACACCUGACUGGAGUACCUUGAGCAGCCGCACAGAAACCGGAAGUCUUCAUGGUAUCUCGAGCGAAAGUCGCGAUGACGAAAUGUCCUACGUGAAAAAUGUUCCAGGGCCUAUUAGCAGUGAACCAGUCGUCGUUGAUGGAGGAAAAAAUUGGCUGUCAUUAAGUUGGGGAAAAGCUGAAAGAAGAGGACCAGCACCUGUUAUCGCCUAUAGGGUUGAUGCUUGGUUAUUGGGAAGCGACGGUGGUGCACGAUGGGUCGAGCUGGGAAUGACACCUAUCAACGCGUUCGACGCGUUCAACCUGAAGCCAGGAGGCGAAUACAAGUUCCAAGUGACACCAAGGAAUCGUUAUGGAUGGGGCGAGUCUGUGACGAUGACGAACUCUGUGAGGGUCAGUGAGACCGUCGAUCUUCCGGAGUUCACCAAGAUCUUGCCAGGUCAGCUCAAGGUCCUCGAAGGAACGACAGUCAAAUUGGAAUGCGAGAUUCGAGUUGAUUCACACGUAGAUGUAAAAUGGUACCGAGAAUCUACAGAGAUCGAUCCCAAUGAUGAUCCCAGAUACUCGAUCUUUUAUAAUGGAUCCAGGUGUUCGCUUACCAUUGAAAAGGUCCAGGAAAGUGAUAAUGGAAGAUACGUUUGCGAGGCAAGUAAUCUGGUUGGAAAAUCGUCGUCCUUCGCCAGAGUGCUCGUCGUCGAUGAUCCGAAGAUCAUCGAAGCCGAUGCAAAACUGAAAUCAAGGCUUUUGAGAGACGAUACGGAAGACCGACCACCAGAAUUUACCAUGAGAAUCCGAGACAGGAGGGUUCAAGCCACGUAUCCCGUAAGAUUAACUUGUCAAGUGACAGGACAGCCGGUUCCAGAGGUUACGUGGUACAAAAACGACACAGAGAUUCGUCAAGAUGAGCGCCACAUAUUCUGGGACGACGACUCCAACUUCCACACCCUAGAGAUCAUUCAUUCCACGCUAGAAGAUUCCGGCUGUUACAUGGUCACAGCAAAGAAUGCGAAUGGUUCGGUGUCCUGUCGAUGUAUCCUGAUCGUGGACAAAGGAAUUCGUGCUUACAUAGCCCCGGAAUUCUUAUGCGGCCUCGAUGCUGCUUAUACGGUGAAAUUGGGUGGAGAUCUAAGAAUGACGGCCCAGAUCGAAGCGUAUCCCAGUGUCGGUGUGGUGUGGCAUCGUGAUGGAAAUCGUCUUCGUCCCAGCAGAAGAACAGUAAUGACCCUGAACCAUGAUGGUACCGUUGAACUUUCCUUGGCAAAGGUAACCGCAAGGGAUGCUGGUGUUUAUUGCUGCACAGCUACCAACGAAGUUGGCCAUACUGAGACCUCUACGAGGGUGUCCAUUAUUGGCACUGAGACUGAAGGUGAACAGACGUCCCUCGAUGGAGUGCCAACUGUGACACUGGCUUCGUCCGAUAUACCAUACUCGAAGGAGCCAUUGUUCGUUACGAAACCUCUGUCCACCGAAGCUAUCGAGGGUGAUGCUGUGAUAAUAUCCUGUGAAGUGGUCGGUGAUCCGAAACCGGAAGUGAUGUGGUUGCGCGACUUUCUUAAGCCUGACUACUACAGGGACGCAGCCCAGUUCAGGCUGGUCGGCGAAGGACCUCAGUAUCGUCUGGAAAUACCGUAUGCGAAACUCGACUUUACGGGAACCUACUCCGUGAUAGCUCGCAACUGCCAUGGGGAGGCGAAAGCCGUGAUUUCUUUGCAGAUAUACGCGAAAGGUCAAGGUAAAGAGGAGAAGAUGAAGAAAUCAGGGGUUACACACGGCAAUGUACUGACUUUACCGGUGAUCACGAGAGAGCUUCGGGAUCUCAGGUGUUGCGAUGGCGAUGCUGUCACCCUUGAAUGCAAAGUUCAAGCUACACCGGAGGCACCUCUUGUUCGAUGGGAACGCGGAGGAAAGAUUCUACAAAUGAGCGGGGAUUUUUCGUCAGAAUUCGACGGAGAAACUGCUCGUUUGAGUAUUCAACAUGUCUAUCCUGAAGACGAGGGCGAAUACACCUGCGUGGCUUACAAUGACCUCGGCAAAGCAUUUACAUCGGCGUGUCUAAUAGUGGAUGUUCCUGAGGGGAAGGAAAAUGUUUUGUGCCAAAGACUUACGAGGCCUGCAGGUUUGUUGUCAGCAGGAUCUACACCGAGAUCGACGCCGCGAUCGACGCCGAUUAGAAGCUUAUCUCCAGCCGUGUCGCAUGGCCGAGAAUUGAGGUCUCCGCAACUUUUACCGCGAAGCAGAUCAAUGUUGAGACGACCAAAAAUCAGUCCGCCGAAAUUUUACGCGGUUCCGCACAACCGGGUCGUCGAGGAAGGUGAAACCGUACGAUUCCAGUGCGCCGUGGUGGGUCAUCCAACGCCGUGGGUGAAAUGGGACAAGAAUGGUCUAGCGGUAACCCCUACGGCGAGGAUCUCUAUAAAAGAAAGAGACGAUGUUAAAAUAUUGGAGAUCGUCGAAGUUACCCAAGAGGACGCAGGGUUGUACAGAGUGAUAGCGGAGAACGAUUACGGUCGCAUCGAAGCGAGUGCUCGUCUGGAAAUUAUAAAUCGUCAAUUACUUGGUCCAGUGUCUCGAACCAUCAGAACCAGGAGCGCAUCGCCCAGAACUUACCCAUCUUUCGGUCGAAGCCUCUUAGACACUACCAGUAGAAUAAAUGGACGAUUAUAUCUUGAUUGUAGCAUCAGAGGAACGCCGAGUCCGACACCAACAUGGUUCAGAAAUGGACGACCGUUGGAACGAUCGAAUCGAAUAAAAAGAUACUUCGAUGGUAAAACCGCCAAAGUAGAAAUUUCAAAAGUGAAAGCAAGUGACGCGGGUGAAUACACCUGCGUGGCAACGAACGUCCUUGGUUCCACGAAAAAUACCUGUCAGGUGAUCGUUCUUGACCCCCACGACCCGUCUACGUCUGACAAAAAUGCACCAAAAUUUUUGCAAUCCCUUCCUGAUGAAUCUAUCGUAAUGGAGGGCCAUUGCUACGAGCUUCAAACUAGGCUCACGGGCACUCCACCUUUUUCAGUCACUUGGUUGAAAAACGAUCGCGAGAUACCUGACAACGAUUGCUGUAAAUACAUAAUAUAUGGCGAUGGUGGAAUCGCUCUUAGGUUGUCGAACGUUUGUUCAGAAGAUGCUGGAGAAUACACCUGCCUUGUUCGUAACAAUUUCGGAGAAGCGUCUUGUAACGGUCUCUUUGCUGUUCAAGAUUACAAAGGUGUUCCGAAAUUGGCACCGCAGUUCACCAAAACCCCAUUGUCUGUUAUCACGUCGAAAGGUGAGACUGCGUGUUUCUGCGCUCGAGUGCAAUGUGGAAAACCCAUGGAAAUCGCAUGGACGAUCAAUGGAAAAGAUGUUAAAGAAAAUCCAAGGUGUAAGAUUGAACAGGACGACAAUGUAAGCAUCCUAAGGAUACAGGACGUGUCUGCUCGAGACGUUGGCGACAUUCGAUGCACAGCAUCCGUGAUCGGAAAAGGGCCAUCGAUUAGCUGCACAGCACAAUUGCAAUUAAAUCGACCCGUCCGCAAUAUCGAAGAAUCCGCGUCGAAGUGCAAUAACGCACAGGCGGAAAUUCGAAAUGGAAAACCACAGCCAAACCCAGGCAAUUUCACUCGUAACAAUUCUCUGCGAAAAACGGCACGAGACGUCCCCUCCCUAUCACAAAAUCAACGCAACGAGUCACCGAUGCGAUCAAGAUCAUCUUCGUUACCUCUGAGAUCGAAUCCUCAACGAUCGUCUCCUGCACCAACUCGAAGAAACACACCGAGUCCAUUUUCUCCAGACACCAGAAAAGCUUCGGAAAAUAAACUAAAGAAGAAAGAAAGAAAUUCUAAAAACUUGGAGAGGAUUCAAAAAGAUGAAAAGGUUUCAUCAUCCUCAAAAGAUGAAGAAGCUACUAAAACGCCUCCCGAAGAUAAACCUCGUUUGAAGAAUUCAGAGGAUGACGAAGAGAAGCGUUCGACGUCGACGAAUUCUGAUUUUAGUAAGACUGAAAAUGGUAGGAAACAAAGCCAGGAUAAUGGUAAUAAACACGAUGAUACCCCGAUAAUAUGCAUGGAAUGCGCGCCGGAAGAACCGGAUGAGGCUUCAAAGAAGGACGAAGAAACGGUGACGAAAGCGGAGAAAGUGGAUUCUGUGAGAAAGGAAUUCCUAGCGGCGAGUAUAAUUAAGGUACCAGCUGACGUGACGGUGUUCACAGGAAACAGGGUUGUCCUCAGGGUCACGUAUCGAGGUCAUCCAGAACCACGUGUCAGAUGGUUUCGAGCGGGACGAGAACUGACACCAAACAAAAAGACUGCCAUCACCUAUGGCGGUGGAGUUUCCUGUUUGAUAUCAGACGACGUCACUGCCGACAAUGCAGGGAAAUAUGAAGUGUCCGUUGAAAAUGAAUUUGGGAAAGAUCGUCGAUGUUUCAGCGUUGCUGUUGAAGGACCACCCGAUCCUCCAGCGGGUAUUCCCAGCGUGUGCUGUUCUCCAGGAACUGUCACCAUCAAUUGGCGAUCUUCACCUUACGACGGAGGUUGCACGGUCACCGGUUACACCGUGGAGAUGAGCCAUCCAGGUGAAAACACGUGGACGAGGAUCGCGGAAUCCUGUCUCUCGUUGAGUCUCACGGCACCAGCUUCCGGGACGAACGCACCGAUACCUGGGGAAAGAUAUCGUUUUCGCGUCAGAGCAGAGAACAUCCACGGUGUCAGCGAACCUGGUGACGAGUCAGAAUUCGUCCGAAUCCCGAAGGAAGGGGAGAUGUGUUUACAAGAUGACGAAGAAGAAUUCGAAGCAGCCUUCGAGGCCCGAUUGGUGGAAAUGGAAGAUGGGCAAUUAUUCAACAAUCGGUACGAAGUAUUGGAAGAAUUAGGAAAAGGACGAUACGGUGUCGUGAAGAGGGUCAUCGAAAGAUCUUCCAGCACGAGUUUCGCCGCGAAAUUUGUAAGGACGAUCAAAAGCAAGGACAGGGAACAAGUUCGAGAAGAGAUCAGGAUCAUGAACAUGCUACGACAUCCGAAGCUUCUUCUUCUCGCUGCUGCUUACGAGAGUCCUCGAGAAAUUGUAAUGGUCACUGAAUAUAUUUCUGGGGGUGAAUUAUUCGAAAGGGUUGUCGCAGACGAUUUCACCCUCACUGAAAGGGACAGUAUAUUGUUCAUGAGGCAGAUCUGCGAGGGUGUUGAAUAUAUGCAUCAAAACAAUGUGGUGCAUCUGGAUCUGAAACCGGAGAAUAUAAUGUGCAGAACGCGAACAUCCCACCAGAUCAAGUUGAUCGAUUUCGGCUUAGCUCAGACUCUGAAACCGGACACACCGAUCAGAGUACUGUUCGGUACACCGGAAUUCAUUCCACCGGAAAUUAUAAGCUACGAGCCGAUUGGCACCGAAUCGGACAUGUGGAGCGUCGGUGUGAUCUGCUAUGUUUUAUUGACCGGUUUGUCGCCGUUUAUGGGCGACAACGACGCUGAAACGUUCGCCAACAUCACUCGAGCUGACUACGACCUCGAGGAUCAGGCUUUUGACGCGAUAUCGAACGAUGCUAAGGACUUCAUCAGUGGUCUGCUCGUCAAACGAAAAGAAUUGCGAAUGUCGGCAAGACAGUGUUUGGAGCAUCCUUGGAUGGCCCAGCACGCGGAAGCGAUGAGCAGGAUAGCCUUGCCGACGGAGAAAUUGAAGAAGUUCAUUGUACGAAGAAAGUGGCAGAAAACAGGAAACGCCAUUCGUGCACUGGGAAGGAUGGCAAUUCUUUCAGCGAACAGCAGACGAAGUCCAACGGGUACCGCUGAAUCCUCGCCAACCUCUGAACGUCCAAACCCCAUUGAUUCACCGCGCCCCAUCAAUUUCGACGUAUCCCCAACAACGGAAUCAAAGAAACAUGACAUUGAUGAUCGAACAGAAAAGAAAAAAUCGACGGGAGAGUCGGAUGUUCGAGAGAGAAACGUGUAUUCCUUCUGUUACAAAACGGAGGUGAACAUCUUGCCGGAAGAAACGUUAGAUUCCUCCGAGAGAGAAGAAGCACGAGUCUCGUCGGACCUUGACGAGGCGUCCCUGAAAAAUGAACCGACCUGGGAUCGCGUAAGAUCGUGUUCUCGAGGAAAUGGAUCCGAAGAGAUUCAAGAAACUGAUACUUCUAAAGACGCACAGAAGCCAGACGAGGCUCACUUGGAGGAGCCAGUUCCUAUGGAGAAGAUCGAGGAAGAAACGGAAGAGAUAAUCACGCGAUGCCGCUACGAGGAGCGUAUCACGAUAAAAGAAGAAACUUUGUUUGUCCAAAAUUUCGAACCAGAAAGAAACACUCUAAACAUCGAGAGUUAUUCAACAUCCACGACAUCGUGCAACGAAGAAGAUUAUUCGAACAAUAUAUCUGAAGAAGUCACUUCAAAAUCGAGUAUUAACAAAGAAACCGAUGUACCUGAAGCGAAUAAAGUGAAGACGAUACGUAAGGUUGAAGAGAAAAGAAUCGACGAAGAAAUAUCUGAAACGGAGAAAGUAUCAAAGGAGAAGAUCGAUCAAAAGCUUAGACGUGUCUUCAGAGGUGAUUCGAGAGACUCUGGGAUAGGCGAUUGCAUUUCGAAUUUGUCUUCUUCCUCGCAACAAGUGAACGAGCUUGGUAUAUCAUCGAUUAAAGAAGAGGAGACGGACAAUGAUAAUAACAAUGGUAAUGCGAGAAGCGUGUCGAAGAAAGUGGAACAGUUUGAAAAUCGGAAAAUCUUCAUGGAGAAAAUGACUGAUAACGAGAUGACCCAGGAGAAUUCUGACGUUUCGGAUCCAAAGAAAUGUACCAAAGGAAGUAUGGAGGUAGAUACGCUGAGCGAUGUGACUAAAAUUAACCGACAGCAUGAAGCGGUCAACGAAAUUGAGGACCCAAGGCUAUUAAUCGGACGCGUUCGAAGUAAGUUCGUGCCAACCGGAAACGUGAGUAGGACCGCGAAAUUGUUCGAAAAAGAGGCAACGGCAUCGAAAUCACCGGCGAACGUUCCUCAAGUCCCGCAACGAACGUAUCCUGCGGUCCCUGUGGUGGCUGGAAAACCACAGAACGAAAGGAUACAGAAAGCUUUUGCCUUCUGGAAUAAGUAAAUCAUCCAAAUAUCAUCAUUAGGUAUACGUCAUUCACGAAUCCAGUAAUAUCGAAAAGGAGUGAAAAACAAGAAUCAUCGAUACGAUAGCGCGAACUUGAACUUUAGAAUUAAUCGUUAUUUUAAUCAUAAAAAUAAAGUAUUUAUUUAACAACGUUUCUAAUCAGUUCCACGAAGUUUGGGACGAUUGUUUACAGCACAAACCCCGAUAUUAUCGUUAAUCCCUUCUUCUUCUUUCUUCUUUUUCUUCUUUUUUUUUUAUGUAUGUAUCAGUCUAAAAUUUUACCGCAAAUUUUUUUGUAACUCAAUCGAGAACGAACCAAGUUCGAUUUUUAACACUUAUCUGUGUAGAUACAUUAAAAUAUAAUUAUCGUGAUUUCCGUGUAGAAUGCUCGUGAAUAAUUGCCGCAAAAAACAAUGUAAAUAGCUGUCACUGACAUUUUACAAGCAUAGAUAUAAUGAUAACGUAUUUAUUAUUUCACCACGUUCGCACCUUUCUAGUUUUUUCUUCUGAACCGUAAGGAAGCGAUUACAUGUAUUAUCAUAAGAAAUUACAUAUGAAUUUCAAAAAAUA
Osmia bicornis bicornis is the source of this 29384-nucleotide messenger RNA. RefSeq names its product titin homolog. The transcript is spliced from 50 exons. Gene Ontology annotation, biological process: protein phosphorylation. Gene Ontology annotation, molecular function: protein kinase activity; protein binding; ATP binding. Bases 201 to 28811 code for a protein of 9536 amino acids. The record is from RefSeq and is a predicted model, not a curated record. NCBI's taxonomy places the organism in Eukaryota, Metazoa, Arthropoda, Insecta, Hymenoptera, Megachilidae.